This is a messenger RNA of Chroicocephalus ridibundus (black-headed gull), 806 nucleotides long. RefSeq lists its product as uncharacterized. The coding region runs from base 1 to 624 and encodes 207 amino acids. The record is from RefSeq and is a predicted model, not a curated record. NCBI's taxonomy places the organism in Eukaryota, Metazoa, Chordata, Aves, Charadriiformes, Laridae. The transcript is spliced from 3 exons.
AUGCCGUCCCCCGCCCUCCCCGCAAUGGCACCGCCCGCCUCCCCCUCCAGCAGCAGUGGUACCGCCCGCCCCGCUCCGCCCCGCCCUCCCGGCGCCACCGCCGCGCCAUGGAGCGGGACCGCCACGGGGACGGGGACAGGGACCGGGCCCCGGCCCCGCCGACCCCCGCCGCCUCCUCCUUCGGCGAGGUGCUGCGGCUGGUGCGGAGCGGGCAGGAACCGCCGGGCGUGCGGCGACCCCGCGCCUCGCCCACGGGGGACAGUCCCACCGCCUCCCGCGGGCCGCCCCCCGCCAAGCCCUGGGAGAGCCGCCCCCGCCCCGCCGGGCCCUGAGCCCCGGGGGUCCGUGUCCCCCGCCCUCCCACCCCCCCCGCCAGACGGCUCUGAAGGCAGCUGCAGCCAGCGCUUGGAGAACGAAGAACCCCCACCACUCUCAACCCAUCAUCCCGGUGGGAGCAGUGGAUAUCGCUUGAUUUCCAUACGCCACAUCUCAAUAGCUAGUGAUCCUUUCGAUUCUCCUCCGGGACCAAGUCAGGCUCUGCAGCGUACACCAGAUCUGAGAAAAGCCGUGACAAGACACAUGGGAGUCACACACAACAUGAACUUCAUGCUCGCUCUGUCAUGACAUGGACACCAUCACGUGAGGAGAAAAGGGAACACCUGGAAGAAAAGAUACUGCAGCUCAUCAGGGCCAAGUGCCCUCAGACUGCUCACCAGCGGUUAUGUGGAGCCAGGCAGGACACGCUGUACUUACGGAUAGUACACAGUGAAGGUCUCUCCCGUGUUGAGGUUCAUGAAGCUGUAGAA